AAGAAGAAUCCUCCAAACACCAACUCAACAGAUACAACAUUAACUACCACCCCAUGCACCUUUUUCUUCUCAAAUUCCACUUUUCCCUUUUCGAUCCACUUUUCCAAAAUUGAAUCCACCACUCAUCAUCCCCGGAACCCACAUCGCCAACUUGCCAGCUUCAUGUCAGAAAGGGCAAGUUGAAGUUCCCCAUUUGUCUCUUCCUUUCCGAAUUUCUUUCUCUGAAAUAGUAGACAGCUUCUGUUCUUUUCUUUCAUCUGAGAAAAAUGUAAGUAUUUGGAUAUGAAGGCUCUGAAUUCUGAAUAUCUGAUGGGUGUUUCAUUCUACCUGCAACUUUGCAGUUUGUCAUGGUGAUGAGGAUAAACAUUGACUGCAACGGUUGUUACAGAAAAGUAAGGAGAGCCCUUCUCAAUUUGCAAGAGCUGGAUGCACAUCUAAUAGAGAAGAAGCAGUGCAGGGUCACCAUCUGUGGGAGAUUCGUUCCCCAAGAUGUGGCGAUAAGGUUGAGGAAAAAGACGAACCGCAGAGUCGAAAUCAUGGAAAUUCAUGAAUUUGGCAACAAUGAAGAUAUUAAUCUUAAGCCCUUGAUUACUACAUAGCAAUUAGGGUUGUAAAUAUUACUUGUAGAUUUAGAAGCACGAGCUUGAAAGUUGAAAGUUAAAAAGGAAGAAAUCUAUUGUUUGCACCAGUUCUCUCAUUUCUGAUGGGUGGCAAAAUGUACCAAAUUACCCGGGUGGCCCCGAUGUACCUGGCCCCAUUUAGAAGGUCUGAGCCCACACAUUUUGGACCCGAGCAUAAUUAGG
Nelumbo nucifera (sacred lotus) is the source of this 803-nucleotide messenger RNA. NCBI's taxonomy places the organism in Eukaryota, Viridiplantae, Streptophyta, Magnoliopsida, Proteales, Nelumbonaceae. The record is from RefSeq and is a predicted model, not a curated record.